This is a messenger RNA of Rotaria sp. Silwood1, 885 nucleotides long. The record is from the annotation of a GenBank genome assembly. NCBI's taxonomy places the organism in Eukaryota, Metazoa, Rotifera, Eurotatoria, Philodinida, Philodinidae.
AUGGGUGACCACUCGAAAGCACUUGAAUUUUUCGAAAAAGCACGUAAAAUAUUCGAAAAAGCUCUGCCUCCGAAUCAUCCCAAUUUGGCUGCUGUCUACAACAACAUCGGUCAAGUGUAUAACAACAUGGGUGACUACUCGAAAGCACUUGAAUUUUUCGAAAAAGCACAUAAAAUAAAAGAUAAAGCUCUGUCUCCAAGUCAUCCCGAUUUGGCUAUUUCCUACAACAACAUCGGUCAAGUGUAUUACAACAUGGGUGACUACUCGAAAGCACUUGAAUCUCACAAAAAAUCCCUUGAAGUAAGACACACAUCUCUAGCUGCAAAUCAUCCUGAUUUGUCUUAUCCAUACAACUGGUUUGGAAAGAUUUAUCGCAGUAUGAAAGAUUAUCCAAGAGCACUUGAGAAUUUCGAAAAGUGUCUCUCGAUAUUGAAAAAAGCAUUACCUGAAGGACAUCCUAAUCUAGCUAUUACACACAGUAAUAUUGGUGAUGUUCAUCGAUUAAUGGGAGAUUAUGAAAAGGCAUUGUUAUUUCAUCGAAAAGCAUUAAAUAUUCAAGAAAAUGUUCAAUGUAAUCCUCUCGAAUGUGCAUUAACGUAUAUCAAUUUAGGUGAAACUUAUCGAGAAAUGAAAGAUUAUACAACAGCAUUGACAUAUUUUCAAAAAGGAUUAGAAAUACGUCAGAAGAAAUUACCAAAAGAUCAUCCUGAUUUAGCUGUUGUAUAUCACAAUAUGGCAAAAUUAUAUUUAUCUACUCGACAAUAUAAUAUGGCAAUGAAAAAUAUUCAACAAACAAUAGAAAUUGCACAAGAAAAAUUACCUUCAACUCAUCCUCAUCUUUCAGACUAUAAAGAAACAUUUGAAAAAAUUCGAAAGAAAAUGUAA